AGUGUUUGUUUGUGAUCCGGCAGCGUGGUACCCAAAGAAUUGCCUGCAGAAGCAGUUUUUGAAAAGAAAAUCUUCUAAUAAUUACAAUUUACCAGUUGAGAGUCGCUUUUUACAAACUUCAAUCAUGGCUCUGCGUGUUCAGUUUGAAAAUAAUGAUGACAUCGGUGUGUUUAGUAAGCUGACAAAUUCAUACUGUUUGGUUGCCAUUGGAGGUUCCGAAGCUUUUUACAGUGUGUUCGAAUCAGAGCUCGCAGACGUGAUUCCUGUUGUGCAUGCCAGUAUUGCCGGAUGCCGAAUCAUCGGUCGCCUGUCGGUGGGCAACAAGAAUGGACUCGUCGUACCAAACAGCACCACAGAUGUCGAGCUGCAACACUUGCGAAAUUCCCUGCCAGAUACAGUAAAGAUUCACCGCGUCGAAGAGCGACUGUCGGCGUUGGGAAAUGUGAUCGCUUGCAACGACUAUGUGGCCGUGGUGCAUCCAGAUAUCGACCUGGAGACGGAAGAAAUUAUAGUUGACACGCUGGGAGUAGAAGUUUACCGACAGACCGUUGCAAACAACGUGCUCGUGGGAGCGUACUCCGUGUUGAGCAAUCAAGGAGGCCUCGUGCACCCAAAGACUCCCAGUCAGGAUCUGGACGAGCUGGCGUCGCUGCUACAGAUUCCACUGGUCGCCGGUACGGUCAACCGAGGCUGCGAAGUGCUUGCGGCGGGAAUGGUAGUGAACGAUUGGUGUGCCUUCUGCGGUACGACUACUACCUCAACGGAGCUGUCCGUGGUGGAGAGCGUGUUCAAGCUGAACGACGCUCAGCCCUCGAACGUGACGAACAAUUUGCGUGCAUCCCUGAUCGAAGCUAUGUCGUAAACGAGAAACGAUUGUAGUUUCGGAUGAUAUUGGCGACAAAUCGGCGGCAAUGAUGUGGAUUAACGUUUUAAAGCUCCGUUGAGAUGUGAGUUGGCGAAAAUGAACGAAAAACAUUCUACCGGUGAACGGUUGUAAUAACAUAUUGUACUAACUGGAAAACUGGUGUUGCUACGAGUUACAAUAUAAGUGUACUCGUUUUACACAAAGAUUUGCCCUGUGUGGUCACUUUUCUCAGUAUCACAUUAUUAAAAAUAUGUCACGUUUCUUUUUUGAAAAAACCAUAUUCGUAUAUUUACCAAAUCCUCGAUUUAUCGAACAAUUAGUUAUAUGAAAAUACAUCUGAUACAGAGGCCAACUUCAAAAGUUUGC
Anopheles coustani is the source of this 1231-nucleotide messenger RNA. RefSeq names its product eukaryotic translation initiation factor 6 (gene eIF6). The transcript is spliced from 3 exons. Gene Ontology annotation, molecular function: ribosomal large subunit binding. Gene Ontology annotation, biological process: maturation of 5.8S rRNA; maturation of LSU-rRNA; ribosomal subunit export from nucleus. The record is from RefSeq and is a predicted model, not a curated record. Bases 125 to 862 code for a protein of 245 amino acids. Gene Ontology annotation, cellular component: preribosome, large subunit precursor; nucleolus; cytosol. NCBI's taxonomy places the organism in Eukaryota, Metazoa, Arthropoda, Insecta, Diptera, Culicidae.